This is a messenger RNA of Rosa chinensis, 682 nucleotides long. RefSeq lists its product as uncharacterized. Bases 16 to 531 code for a protein of 171 amino acids. The record is from RefSeq and is a predicted model, not a curated record. Lineage: Eukaryota; Viridiplantae; Streptophyta; Magnoliopsida; Rosales; Rosaceae. The transcript has 3 exons.
AAGCCAAGGGAGAUUAUGAGCAAGUUCAAAUCAACAUAUGGGUUUGAUAUUUCAUACAAGGUUGCCUUGAAAGCAAAGCAUCGGGCCAAGGAAGCGAUUUAUGGUUCCGAUGCAGAAACGUUCAGCAAGUUAUCUUGGUAUAAGGAAGCUGUUUUGCAGAGUAACCCCGGCUCUUCUUUUGUGUUGGAGGUUGAACCAUCUACAAAUCGUUUUCAGAGGCUUUUCAUAGCUUACGGAGGUUGUGUAGAAGGCUUCCAAUUCUGUUUGCCAGUGUUGUAUGUUGAUGGAGCGUUUGGUAAAAGCAUUUAUAAGAGGCAGAUUCUGUCUGCAACUAGAAGGAAUGGGAAUCAAGGUUUCUAUCCUCUAGCCAUAUGUUUUUGUGAUUCAGAGACAGAUGCAAACUGGACAUUCUUUUUCAAACAUUUGAAGAGUCUGCUUGAACCUCAAGGGAGAGUUAUCACAUUUAUUAGUGAUCGGGGUGUUGGAUUGUUGAGCGCUUUCGAUAAGCUGCCGAUAUGGAAUUAUGGCUAAUGGGAUUGCUGAAUCAUUUAACUCUUGGAUUGCAAUUGAGCGUUUGAUGCCAGUCUACUGUAUGCUCGACCAGACAAGAAUUAAACAAAUGGAGAUGGCGGGUAAAAGGAGGGAAGAGGCAGAACGUUGGACCACAGAACUAACUCCCAAA